CCGCUGGAAUAAUUGUUAUCUACAUGUUGAGCAUCCUUAUACCAGUCCUAAACCCUCAAAUUCUGUCUUCGCUUUCGCUUCGACUGUGCAGUUCAUCAACGACGACUGACCGACUUAUUUGAUGAGAAAGCGACAACCACCAUACACGCACACUUCCUUCUAAUCCUAAGCCAUUGGUUGAUUUUUCAGUCACAGCGAGCGGAUAUGGUGACCAAGCUCUUUCUCACUCUUAGACCCCACUCUCUUCCACUUUACACACUCUACCCCAAAUUCCCAACCCUCUCUCUCCCCUCCUUCACCACCACAGCCACUGCGGAUCAACAACUUCCACACCACCUAAAACUCUCCUCCUAUGGACCUUCCCUUCGCAAGGGCAAAAUACCCUCAAUGCCCCUAUCUCAACCCUCCAUCCAAAACCACCCGGAAGAACAGCCACCACAAGCCAACGAUGAUUGUUUGCUCGACGAAGACAAAUUCGUCAGGAUUUUCGACAUGGCGGCGCUUCGAGUCCCUUCCAAAGACUGCUUCGCCUUCGAGAGCCGCCUCCGAGGUCACCUCUUGAACUGGCCUCGCAUCCGCAACAUUGCUAGAGUCCCCGGCGACGACAUCGUUGAUGAGCUCGCACAGCUUGUAGGGAACCAUCCAAACGAAGAAGAAGAUGAUCUUGUUUCGGUGAAUCGGCGUUUAUAUGGGAAAGCAGAGGACGAUGGAGAGCCGUUGAGUCCGGUUCUGUACAGAGAAAAGCUCGUGAAGACUUUCAGUUCUCGUGGGUUUGUGAAAUUCCGCAACCUCGCGAGGUUGUCGAGGCCAAAGAGGAGGAAGAAGAAGAGAGAGGAAGAGAAGGGUAAAGGGAAUGCUAAGAGGACUGGGAGGAAUGAAUUGGCUAUGGUGGAGGUUGUGGAGGAUGAUGAAGAACAAGAGGGGAAGGAUAUGAAGGGUCUUCUGGGUGAUGAAUUCGUUGGGAAGAAAUGGAGGGGUUCGACAAGGUUGUUGCUUUUGGAUGAGAGAUAUGCGAAUAAAUGCGUGGAAGAGUUGCCUGAGGCAAUUAAGGCUGUACUGAAAGAAAACACUGGGCAGAGUAUGGCAUCAAUUUUUGAGCUUGUAAGAUGCAAGCUGACUCUGUUCUAUGGUUACUGGCAGAUGAAUGAGAUCUUGGAGGAUUUGCUGCCCAAGGGUAUGAUUAUUCCUUCAGCAUUUGAAACAGUUGGGCAUAUCGCACACCUGAACUUGAGAGAUGAACAUAUACCAUACAAAAAGCUCAUUGCAAAGGUGAUUCUGGAUAAAAAUAAGCCAAAGAUUCAAACAGUUGUCAAUAAGAUUGAUGUCAUUCAUAAUGACUACAGAACAAUGCAGCUUGAGGUUUUGGCUGGCAACCAUUCCCUUGUGACCACAGUAGUUGAGAGUGGAUUGCGGUUUCAGGUUGAUUUAGCAACGGUGUAUUGGAAUUCUAGGCUUGCAACUGAAAGGCAAAGGCUUUUGAAUGGCUUUACACGCAAUGAUGUUGUUUGUGAUGUUUUCUCUGGUGUUGGUCCAAUAGCUAUAUCAGCUGCAAAGAUUGUAAAAAGAGUAUAUGCUAAUGACUUGAAUCCUUAUGCAAUUGACUAUUUGGAAAGAAAUUGUGUCCUCAACAAACUUGAAAGGAAGAUUAAGGUCUUUAACAUGGAUGGGAGGAGAUUCAUUAUAGCUAUGUUUUCAAGUGAAAGAGCCCAUUCAAUAACACAAGUGGUGAUGAAUUUGCCAAAUGAUGCUGCCGAAUUUCUAGAUGCAUUUCGGGGAGUAUUAAGAGAGAGACCUCGGGAUGAAGAAUUCAGCUUGCCAACGAUCCAUGUAUAUGGAUUCUCUAAAGCUCAAGAUCCAGAGUUUGACUUUCACGAGAGAAUAAGAAUUUCUCUGUCAGAAGUGGCAGUUGAUGUAGAAAUGCGUAGGGUACGCCUUGUAGCACCAGGAAAAUGGAUGUUGUGUGCAUCAUUCGUCCUCCCUAAGAGUGUUGCUUUUGCAAAGCCUGUGUUGGAAGCUUGAAGCUCGUAUAUGUCAUGGGCUUUAAACUUUCGUAUGAUAUACUAAUUCAAUAUUUAACCUGUUACUUUCCCCGAUAUGGUGAUUCCCAUUUUUUGUACCAGUGAAAUUAUUAUUAUAUUAUUUUUUGUAUAUAUAAACCAAUCAUUUCUAUAUUUA
Molecule: messenger RNA, 2175 nt
Organism: Ziziphus jujuba (common jujube)
Lineage: Eukaryota; Viridiplantae; Streptophyta; Magnoliopsida; Rosales; Rhamnaceae
Product: tRNA (guanine(37)-N1)-methyltransferase 1
Exons: 9
Coding region: 205-2019 (604 amino acids)
Biological process (GO): tRNA N1-guanine methylation
Cellular component (GO): cytoplasm
Source: RefSeq, a predicted model, not a curated record